Nymphalis io (European peacock) is the source of this 805-nucleotide messenger RNA. RefSeq names its product protein lethal(2)essential for life-like. Gene Ontology annotation, molecular function: protein folding chaperone. The record is from RefSeq and is a predicted model, not a curated record. Gene Ontology annotation, biological process: protein refolding; response to heat. NCBI's taxonomy places the organism in Eukaryota, Metazoa, Arthropoda, Insecta, Lepidoptera, Nymphalidae. The transcript has a single exon. Bases 81 to 671 code for a protein of 196 amino acids.
GUCAAGAGCCGAGAAUUUUGACAAAGAAUUAAUUUUGAAUAAAGUUGUGCUGAAGAAAUAAACAAUAUAUAAAAGUAAAUAUGAGUAAAAUAUUAUAUUUAACAUUCUUGGCGAUAAUUUUUGCCGUCGCUCAUGGCGAAGAAGAAUGUCCACAAAAACAAGGAAGCAACCUUUUUGAUCAGGACUUCGGACUGGCUUUAACAUCUGAUGACUUGCUCACCUCAAUGAUGUCACCAUGGAUGAUGAGAGAUUACUUCCGACCUUGGAGAUACCUGGAAUCGUUCACCCACGACUUGGGAUCUACUAUCAAGACCGAAAAGGAUAUGUUUACAAUUAACUUGGAUGUUCAGCAUUUCUCACCAAAUGAGAUUACUGUCAAGACAGCCGAUGGAUACGUCGUCAUUGAAGCUAAGCAUGAAGAAAAGAAGGACCAGCACGGAUUCGUGUCCCGACAGUUUGUAAGAAGAUAUGCUUUGCCUGAAGGCACAGAAUCUGACAAUGUGGUAUCUAAACUUUCCAGCGAUGGUAUUUUAACUAUCUCGGCACCAAGAAAGGAAGUUGAUGCUAAAGGGGAGAGAGUGGUACCGAUAACACAGACGGGUCCUGUUCGUAAAGAAGCCAAGGAAGCCAAAGCCGGUUCAUGUUCCGCUGAAGAUAAAUGUAAACACUAAUUUUUAGUUUUUUCGUAGUAUUUUCAUAUAAAAUAUUUACUACAUUUUAUAUUAUUUUCAAUAAUGUGUUCACGUGAGUACUAUGUCAUAAUAUAUGCGUUUACUAUGUAAUACUCGUAAGACUGAUUAAUAAA